AUGGAAGCAACUGUUUUAAGAAAUUACCAAAAAUUCGGAAUUCCUGGAGUAUUGGGCUAUAUUGAUGGCACUCAUAUAAAACUUAAGAAGCCAACACAACAUGAAGAACUUUAUAUAAAUAGAAAGGGUGAUUCCGGAUAUCCCUUGGAGCCAUGGAUCCUCACACCGAUCCUUAAUGCUGAAGAAAACACACCUCAAAGUCGAUAUACCAACACCCAUAUAAGGUCAAGGAACAGUAUUGAGAGGUGUUUCGAUGUUCUUAAGUCAAGGAUUCGAUGCUUACUAAGAAAAAUGGAGUAUGAACCAACAAAAGUAGGCUGCAUUGUAAAUGCAUGUGCAGUUUUACACAAUGUGUGCAUAACAGCAGGACUUAGUUUUCCCGACAUAGUUGAUGAAGAGGCUUUAGCACCAGACGCGAGUACAGCAGAUCAUUAUAGAGAGAUACAAAUAUAUGAGCGGGCCUUCAAGUGCGACAACAAUUAA
Molecule: messenger RNA, 483 nt
Organism: Parnassius apollo (apollo)
Lineage: Eukaryota; Metazoa; Arthropoda; Insecta; Lepidoptera; Papilionidae
Source: the annotation of a GenBank genome assembly